CCGGAUCCGCCUCCUUCUCCUUCCUCCCGGAGGUUGAGACGAAGCGUGGGACGCACCUGUGUCCCUCUCCGGUCACCCUGUUGAGGCACUGGGGGCUGCUCCGGGAGCAGGAUUUACAGGCCCUGAGAACGCCAAUGGGAGAUCCAAAUGGUCGGGGACUCCGGCACUUUAAGAGGCUUUUCUCUGGGAAACACCCGUCCCCUCCGAGCGCCUUAUGAAUGGAAAUACUCCUCCCCCGGUCGAGCCCAUUUUCCCAUUUCACCAGGAGCCGCAGCUCGUUCUCUCCUUUCGGUCUCCCCGCCCACAUCAACGCGGGCAGCUCCAGGAGGGGACGGACAGGAAGCCUUUGGCCGCCUAUUAAAUCCCACCCAUUUCUCCGGGGGCGAUUUCCUAACCUUCCGGGACCGAAUUCUGCAAUUUGAUUUGCUUCCAAGAUCCGGUACUUACAGGAAUAUCAUAACCGGGUUCUUCACAACAUUUAUCCUGUACCAUCAGGAACUGAUAUUGCAAACACCUUGAAAUACUUUUCUCAGACCUUAUUAAGCAUUUUGUCCCGCACAGGGAAGAAGGAAAAUCAAGAUGCCUCCAAUUUGACAGUGCCCAUGACCAUGUGUCUUUUUCCUGUGCCAUUCCCACUCACCCCAUCUCUAAGACCGCAGGUCAGUUCCAUCAACCCUACUGUUACUCGCUCCCUCCUUUACAGCGUCCUGCGAGAUGCUCCUUCAGAACGUGGCCCGCAAAAUCGUGAUGCUCAGUUGUCAGACUACCCUUCUUUGGACUACCAAGGCCUCUACGUGACUUUGGUGACUCUCCUGGAUCUAGUUCCUUUACUACAGCAUGGCCAACAUGAUCUUGGACAGUCAAUAUUUUAUACAACUACUUGUUUGCUACCCUUUCUCAAUGAUGAUAUUCUGAGUACUUUGCCCUACACGAUGAUAUCAACGUUAGCUACCUUUCCUCCAUUUCUGCACAAGGAUAUUAUUGAAUAUCUUAGCACAUCUUUCCUACCAAUGGCUAUAUUGGGUUCCUCCAGGAAAGAAGGCGUUCCUGCCCAUGUGAAUCUGUCUGCAUCCUCCAUGUUAAUGAUUGCAAUGCAGUACACAUCUAAUCCAGUGUAUCAUUGUCAGUUACUGGAAUGCCUCAUGAAAUAUAAACAAGAAGUUUGGAAAGAUCUUUUGUAUGUGAUUGCCUAUGGGCCUUCACAAGUGAAACCUCCAGCUGUGCAAAUGCUUUUCCACUACUGGCCCAAUUUAAAACCUCCUGGGGCAAUAAGCGAGUACAGGGGGUUGCAGUACACAGCUUGGAAUCCCAUCCACUGCCAACACAUUGAAUGCCACAAUGCAAUUAACAAACCAGCUGUGAAGAUGUGUAUAGACCCUUCCUUGUCAGUAGCUUUGGGCGACAAACCACCCCCACUGUAUCUCUGUGAAGAAUGCAGUGAGAGGAUUGCAGGGGACCACAGUGAGUGGUUGAUUGAUGUUCUUUUGCCACAAGCUGAAAUAUCUGCUAUAUGUCAAAAAAAGAACUGCAGUUCCCAUGUCAGAAGAGCAGUCGUCACCUGCUUUUCCGCAGGGUGCUGCGGUCGUCACGGAAACAGGCCAGUUAGGUACUGCAAAAGAUGUCACUCGAAUCAUCACAGUAGUGAGGUGGGGGCCGCUGCGGAGACCCACCUCUAUCAGACCUCCCCACCCCCCAUCAACACUCGGGAGUGCGGCGCCGAGGAGCUAGUCUGCGCCGUGGAGGCCGUGAUUAGCUUGUUGAAAGAAGCUGAGUUCCAUGCUGAGCAACGGGAACAUGAGCUUAAUCGUCGGCGACAGCUGGGUCUCUCCUCUUCGCACCAUUCCCUGGACAACACUGAUUUUGAUAACAAAGAUGAUGAUAAACAUGACCAGAGGCUGCUCAGUCAAUUUGGAAUAUGGUUUUUGGUGAGCCUCUGUACGCCCAGUGAGAACACACCUACAGAAAGCUUGGCAAGGCUGGUGGCUAUGGUAUUUCAGUGGUUUCACUCCACAGCAUAUAUGAUGGAUGAUGAAGUUGGAAGCUUGGUGGAAAAACUGAAGCCUCAGUUUGUCACCAAGUGGUUAAAGACGGUAUGCGAUGUUCGCUUUGAUGUCAUGGUCAUGUGCCUUCUUCCCAAACCCAUGGAAUUUGCCAGGGUUGGUGGAUACUGGGAUAAGUCCUGUAGCACAGUGACUCAAUUGAAGGAAGGUCUCAACAGAAUCCUUUGCCUAAUCCCCUACAACGUGAUCAACCAGUCAGUGUGGGAGUGUAUUAUGCCAGAAUGGCUGGAAGCCAUCAGAACAGAAGUCCCAGAUAACCAGUUAAAAGAAUUCAGGGAAGUAUUAAGCAAAAUGUUUGAUAUUGAACUUUGUCCUCUACCUUUUUCGAUGGAAGAGAUGUUCGGCUUUAUUAGUUGUCGGUUUACGGGAUACCCCUCCUCUGUACAAGAGCAAGCUUUACUGUGGCUUCAUGUAUUAUCGGAAUUAGAUAUCACGGUUCCACUUCAGCUCUUAAUAAGUAUGUUUUCUGAUGGAGUUAAUUCUGUCAAAGAAUUGGCAAAUCAAAGAAAAUCAAGAGUCAGUGAACUGUCAGGGAACCUUGCAGCCCGAAGGGUGAGUGUUGCCUCUGAUCCUGGUCGACGAGGUCAGCAUAAUAUGCUGAGUCCAUUUCAUAGCCCUUUCCAGAGUCCAUUUCGGAGUCCUAUGCGUAGUCCAUUUCGUAGCCCUUUCAAGAAUUUUGGUCAUCCAGGAGGAAGGACUAUUGACUUUGAUUGUGAAGAUGAUGAAAUGAAUCUAAAUUGUUUCAUCCUCAUGUUUGAUCUUCUCCUGAAGCAGAUGGAGUUGCAAGAUGAUGGAAUCACGAUGGGUUUAGAGCACAACUUGUCAAAGGACAUUAUUUCUAUUAUAAACAAUGUCUUCCAGGCCCCCUGGGGGGGCUCCCACACCUGCCAAAAGGAGGAAAAAGCAAUGGAGUGUAACUUAUGUCAGUCUAGUAUCCUCUGCUAUCAGCUUGCUUGUGAACUCCUGGAGCGAUUAGCUCCCAAAGAAGAAAGCCGGCUAGUGGAGCCCACAGACAGCCUUGAGGAUAGCCUCCUUUCUUCUAGACCAGAGUUCACUGUAGGACCUGAAGGAGAGGAGGAGGAAAACCCGGCAGUCAAGCACGGGGAGAACCCAGGCAAUCGCACCGUGCCCACAGAACAUGCUGCAAUAAAGAAUGAUACUGAAAGAAAAUUCUGCUACCAACAGCUUCCAGUAACGUUGAGAUUAAUAUAUACCAUUUUCCAGGAAAUGGCUAAGUUUGAAGAGCCAGACAUUCUUUUUAAUAUGCUCAAUUGCUUGAAGAUUCUCUGUCUGCACGGAGAAUGUUUAUACAUUGCUAGAAAAGAUCACCCUCAAUUUUUAGCCUACAUUCAGGACCACAUGUUGAUUGCAAGCCUGUGGAGAGUUGUCAAAUCUGAGUUCUCCCAGCUGUCUUCAUUAGCGGUCCCUCUCCUUCUCCAUGCUCUGUCACUUCCUCAUGGUGCUGACAUCUUCUGGACAAUCAUAAAUGGCAAUUUCAACAGCAAAGACUGGAAGAUGAGGUUUGAAGCAGUGGAAAAAGUGGCUGUAAUUUGCAGAUUUCUGGAUAUUCACUCAGUGACCAAAAACCACCUCCUGAAGUACUCCCUGGCACAUGCCUUCUGCUGCUUUCUGACGGCUGUGGAGGACGUCAACCCAGCAGUGGCUACCAGGGCAGGCCUUCUGCUUGACACUAUAAAGAGACCAGCGUUGCAGGGUCUGUGUCUUUGUCUUGACUUUCAGUUUGAUACCGUGGUUAAAGACAGACCCACAAUAUUGAGCAAGCUUUUACUCUUGCAUUUUCUUAAACAAGAUAUUCCUGCUUUGAGCUGGGAGUUCUUUGUCAAUAGAUUUGAGACUCUUUCUCUGGAAGCACAGCUACAUUUGGACUGCAACAAAGAAUUUCCUUUUCCUACAACUAUCACUGCUGUGAGGACCAAUGUUGCUAACCUCAGUGAUGCUGCACUGUGGAAGAUCAAGAGGGCUCGCUUUGCAAGGAACCGCCAGAAGAGCGUGCGGUCUCUGAGGGACAGUGUGAAAGGGCCUGCAGAAUCCAAGAGGGCACUCUCCCUCCCUGAAACCCUGACCUCCAAAAUUCCUAUGAGGUUGACCAGGCAAGAGCAGUCUGCUCCAGCUCUCGGUGGGACACCUGAACAGACGCCAGGUCAACAAUCUCCUGAGAAUGACAAUACCAUCAAGGACCUGCUCCCAGAAGAUGCAGGGAUUGACCACCAGACAGUUCACCAGCUGAUCACAGUGCUAAUGAAGUUCAUGGCCAAGGAUGAGAGCAGCGCGGAGUCAGACAUCAGCAGCGCAAAGGCCUUCAACACCGUCAAGCGACACCUGUAUGUCUUACUUGGUUAUGACCAACAGGAAGGCUGCUUCAUGAUUGCACCUCAGAAAAUGCGCCUGUCAACUUGUUUUAAUGCAUUUAUUGCUGGAAUUGCCCAAGUUAUGGACUAUAACAUUAACUUGGGAAAACAUCUUCUUCCCUUGGUAGUUCAGGUGCUCAAAUACUGCUCUUGUCCUCAACUACGGCAUUAUUUCCAACAGCCGCCUCGUUGUUCCCUCUGGUCCCUAAAACCUCACAUCCGGCAGAUGUGGUUGAAGGCCUUACUUGUCAUCCUUUACAAGUAUCCAUACAGAGACUGUGAUAUCAGCAAAAUCCUGCUGCACCUGAUUCACAUAACAGUCAAUACGCUCAAUGCACAGUACCAUAGCUGCAAGCCCCAUGCAACGACAGGACCUCUGUACAGUGACAACAGUAAUAUAAGCAGAUACAGCGAAAAAGAGAAAGAAGAAGAUAGUGUUUUUGAUGAAUCUGAUAUUCAUGAUACACCUACUGGACCCUGCAAUAAAGAGUCUCAAACUUUUUUUGCAAGAUUGAAAAGGAUAGGCGGCAGCAAAAUGGUGAAAUAUCAGCCGGUUGAGAUGAAUGUUCAGAGAAGUGAAAUAGAACUGGCUGAAUAUAGAGAAACGGGUGCUUUACAAGACAGCAUUCUCCACUGUGUGAGAGAAGAAAGUGUUCAGAAAAAAAAGCUGCGCUCUUUAAAACAAAAAUCUCUUGAUAUAGGGAAUGCAGACUCCCUCUUGUUUACAUUAGAUGAGCAUCGUAGAAAGUCUUGCAUAGAUCGGUGUGACAUAGAUAAGCCUCCUGCCCAAGCUGCUUACAUCAUACAAAGACAAAAUGACCAUGGACGUUCUAGACAGAACUCUGCUACAAGGCCUGACACCAUUGAAAUACCUGAGAACCCAGCUAUGGAGAGUUUUCAAGAAACCCGAAGGCCUGUAAUACCAGAAGUUAGGUUAAACUGCAUGGAGACAUUUGAGGUGAAAGUUGACUCUCCAGCGAAGGCUGCUCCUAAAGAAGAUUUAGAUCUGAUAGAUUUGUCUUCUGAUUCAACAUCGGGGCCUGAAAAACACUCCAUACUCUCAACUUCAGACAGCGACUCUCUUAUAUUUGAACCUCUUCCACCUCUCAGAAUCGUGGAGAGUGAUGAAGAGGAAAUGAUGAACCAGGGAAAUGAUGGCGCUUCCGGUAACAAUGCUGCCUCCUCCCCCUCUACCCUGAGCCAUCCCUCCGUCCUCAGCCUAAGCACUACUCCUCUUGUGCAAGUAAGUAUAGAGGACUGUUCCAAAGAUUUCUCCUCUAAGGACUCAGGAAAUAAUCAGUCAGUAGAUAACAAAGACUCUGCACUCAUAUUCCUGGAAGAUCCUACGGACUCGGAAGGUUUUUCAAAGCCAGAGGAACUGCGAGAGUUCUCUGGCAGCCCACUAACACUUAAGCAAAAGCGAGAUCUCCUCCAGAAGUCAUUUGCUCUCCCUGAGAUGUCAGUGGAUGAUAAUCAUUACCCUGGCACUGAGGAAGAGAAACCUGGGCAGAUGCCAACCUCAGGGGUAAAAACUGUACUUCUCAAAGUUCCUGAAGAUGCUGAGAAUCCAACAGAAAGUGAGAAGCCUGAUACCAGUGCCGAAUCUGAUACAGAACAGAAUCCUGAAAGGAAGGUGGAGGAUGGAGCUGAGGAAUCAGAAUUUAAGAUUCAGAUUGUUCCCAGGCAGAGGAAACAAAGAAAGAUUGCAGUCAGUGCUAUCCAGAGAGAGUACCUUGACAUCUCCUUCAACAUUCUAGACAAAUUGGGAGAACAGAAAGAUCCAGAUCCCUCUACUAAAGGACUUUCAACUUUGGAAAUGCCACGAGAAUCUUCAUCUGCCCCUACAUUAGAAGCAGGUGUGCCAGAAACAAGUAGUCAUUCCUCAAUAUCAACUCAGUAUAGGCAGAUGAAAAGGGGAUCCCUGGGAGUUCUGACAAUGAGCCAGUUAAUGAAGCGGCAGCUGGAACAUCAGUCUAGCGCCCCCCAUAACAUCAGCAACUGGGACACUGAACAGAUACAGCCUGGGAAACGCCAAUGUAAUGUGCCAGUGUGCCUAAAUCCUGACCUGGAGGGACAGCCACUGAGAGUGAGAGGUGCCACUAAAUCCAGCCUGCUGUCAGCUCCCAGCAUAGUGAGUAUGUUUGUGCCUGCACCCGAAGAAUUUACUGAUGAACAGCCAACAGUGAUGACGGACAAAUGCCAUGACUGUGGAGCUAUUCUUGAAGAAUAUGAUGAAGAAACGCUUGGACUGGCCAUUGUGGUACUUUCCACAUUCAUUCAUUUGAGCCCUGACUUAGCAGCUCCACUGUUGCUGGAUAUAAUGCAGUCUGUGGGAAGAUUGGCAUCCAGCACUACCUUUUCUAAUCAAGCAGAAAGCAUGAUGGUCCCUGGCAAUGCAGCAGGGGUGGCCAAGCAGUUCCUGCGCUGCAUCUUCCAUCAACUGGCCCCCAACGGCAUCUUCCCGCAGUUGUUCCAGAGCACCAUCAAAGAUGGAACUUUUUUACGGACUUUGGCCACAUCCCUCAUGGACUUCAAUGAAUUGAGCUCUAUCGCUGCUCUCAGUCAGCUCUUGGAGGGUCUAAAUAACAAAAAGAAUUUACCAGCAGGGGGUGCUAUGAUACGCUGUUUGGAAAACAUUGCUACUUUCAUGGAAGCUUUACCCAUGGAUUCUCCUAGUAGCCUCUGGACCACAAUCAGCAACCAGUUUCAGACAUUUUUUGCCAAGCUGCCUUGUGUUUUACCUCUAAAGUGUUCUUUAGAUUCCAGUUUGAGAAUUAUGAUUUGCCUCCUGAAGAUACCCUCUACUAAUGCCACAAGGAGUUUGUUGGAACCAUUCUCGAAACUGCUCAGCUUUGUAAUUCAGAAUGCUGUCUUCACUCUGGCCUACCUGGUGGAGCUGUGUGGCUUGUGUUACCGAGCUUUCACUAAGGAACGGGAUAAAUUCUACUUAUCUCGUAGUGUUGUUCUAGAACUGCUGCAGGCUCUAAAGCUCAAAUCUCCUUUACCAGAUACAAACCUCCUUCUGCUUGUCCAGUUUAUUUGUGCAGAUGCUGGAACCAAAUUAGCUGAGUCAACAAUCCUGAGCAAGCAGAUGAUAGCCUCUGUACCUGGAUGUGGGACUGCGGCAAUGGAGUGCAUGCGGCAGUACAUCAGUGAGGUGCUGGAUUUCAUGGCAGACAUGCACACACUAACCAAACUGAAGAGUCACAUGAAGACAUGCUCCCAGCCUCUACAUGAAGAUACCUUUGGUGGACAUCUCAAAGUUGGUCUGGCUCAAAUUGCAGCUAUGGAAAUCUCCCGGGGCAACCAUCGAGAUAAUAAAGCUGUGAUUCGCUACCUGCCUUGGCUCUAUCAUCCUCCUUCUGCAAUGCAGCAAGGACCUAAAGAAUUCAUUGAGUGUGUCUCCCAUAUCCGACUGCUGUCCUGGCUGCUUCUGGGUUCCCUUACUCAUAAUGCAGUCUGUCCAAAUGCCUCCUCUCCCUGCCUCCCCAUACCUCUGGAUGCAGGUUCCCACAUUGCAGACCAUCUUAUUGUUAUCCUGAUUGGAUUUCCGGAGCAAUCAAAGACCUCUGUGCUCCACAUGUGCUCCCUCUUCCACGCUUUCAUCUUUGCUCAGCUCUGGACAGUGUAUUGUGAACAAAGUGCUGUGGCUACAAAUGUCCAAAAUCAGAAUGAAUUCAGCUUCACAGCCAUACUGACAGCACUAGAAUUUUGGAGUAGGGUGACGCCAAGCAUCCUUCAGCUAAUGGCUCAUAACAAAGUGAUGGUAGAAAUGGUGUGUCUCCAUGUGAUUAGUUUAAUGGAGGCAUUGCAAGAAUGCAAUUCAACCAUUUUUGUCAAGCUGAUACCUAUGUGGUUGCCAAUGAUUCAGUCAAAUAUCAAGCACUUAUCGGCAGGCCUCCAGCUUCGCCUCCAGGCCAUUCAGAACAACGUGAACCACCACAGCCUAAGGACGCUGCCCGGCUCGGGCCAGAGCAGUGCUGGCCUGGCAGCCCUUCGCAAGUGGCUGCAGUGCACCCAGUUCAAAAUGGCCCAGGUGGAGAUCCAGUCCUCAGAAGCAGCCUCGCAAUUUUAUCCUCUAUGAGUGGACUCCUCGGCUCUCAGUGUCAACACUCUGGUUUAGCAAUAAUGGGUUUAAAAACAAAACAAUUUGAUCCAAGCAAGUUGGGGAACAUAUUGGUACUGUACAUUCUCUUUCUAGUUUAGUAAAAGAUGUGCAAAGGCCGGAGAGGGCCACAAAUGAAGCUUUCUUGCUACACAUAUUUCUGAUGACUCCUUGGGCUAUCUGAUUAAGUGUUUCCUUACAUUAUUUUUUAAAAACCAAAUCAUUUUUCUUUAACUAACUUCUAUUUUUUUUAAGAAAAAAAAAAUAGACUGGUGGGUACUCACAGAAAAGUUGUAUAAGUCCCCCUGUUGCUAUUUUUGAUGAUAGAGAAUAAAUAGGGUUUUUGAAACCUUUGUAGUGUUUUUUCUUAAAAUUCACUCUUGGCAAUGCAAUAAAAAAACCUGUCACAUAAGCCAGUGACACCUGACUGAAGCUUUUUGUCAUUCUCCUGCGAAAAGUGGCAGCUUGCAAGGAACAUUACAAAGUGCACUUAGAAAUUAGGUGGUUAAACUGUGCCAACUGUUUUGUUUUAUAUCAUUUUCCAAAACUGUCCAGUGAGUUUUAUUACUUUCAGACUAGUUUUUCAACUUAUUAGUUCCAGGCUGUACUUUGUUUUAAGCUUUAUGAUAACCCCUUUAGUUUUGUGAAUAAUAAAUUUUCAUCUUUUGUUAAUACUUGUACACAAUUCAGUUUACAACUGUAGACUGCAUACUGGACCAGAAGAGUCCCUGCACUGGCACAGAACUGCACAUGGAGUUGUGUUUCAUAAAGUGGAAUUUUACUAGUGUCAGAGCACCAAGAUUUACCCACACUGAUACCUAGCAUUUGACCGUGCUUUCCAAAUGACACCUUCUUUGUCCCUGUAAUGCACUGACUACAAGGAGGCUUACUACACAUUUAAGCUGUAUACUGACAUGCUAUUAAAUGCAUUUUUUAUUAUCUUUGUGAGCCUAGGGUUUUUUAAAAUCAGCUUAUAGAGGUAGAAUUUAGUUCUUGACAACCAUUUCUUCUGAAAUUUUAUAACUUCUAACUCCCUUUAAACUGCAGUUAGUAAGAGGAAAAGGCUUUCUUUGGGGUCCUUUGGUGAGAAAUACAAGAUUUAUUGAAGUCCAUUUUCUCAAAAGGACUUUGAGGUCAUGAGAUGAUUUUUUUUCCAUGUUGCUUAUUAAGAGCUGUCCCUUUUCUUCCAGGAGGUUUAAUAGAUUCAUGUUUCUCAGGGGAAAGAAGUCCUAGAUGUUUAAGUGUCCCACAUGAAUUCUAUCUAGUAAGACAGGGUGGCAGAUCUUCACUCUUCUGAAAAUGUCAGGCCCUGCAGUAGAGUGCUGGACGAGCUUCCUUUGUGUUUUACCAGCGCGCUCUUCCGAAGGCGUCCUCCGGCCAGAGCUCUCCUCUGCCCCCGUCAUGCUUGGCUGAGCUUCUGUGAACAUUUUGUCUUGUGUUACACUAAGUGGUGUCUAUGUUUACCUCACUAGAAAAUAGUGAUGGCUUUGAGGAUUGCGUCCCUAGCAUUUGGAACACAGUGUGUGUUUAAUUAAUAUCUAUUGGAUUGAGUGGAUUCAGUGAAGUAACAGAUCUUUCUUGAGCUACGCAGUGAAUCAGCAAGGACUGAAUUGUGACACUGUCUUUUGUGCAAGAUUCCUAGAAAAAGCAUAGAACUAGACCCUGUCUGCUUUCACCGGCAGAGGUUUUGUUGACUUCUCCAUCUGGGUUUAGCUAUGGACUUGGCUCUUGACUACUCCUGUACUUGCACUGGCCCGGGAAGCCUGGGUCUUGGUGGCGUCAUCAUAUUAGACAAGAUCCAAAUUUAUUCCCAACUAUUUCUCUAGCCCCAUCUGCUUUGUCCAGUUCUUUCAACAGACUUUUGUCUCAACUUCUGUUUGUAAUGGCAUCUUCCUUGAGGGCUAGAGAUCAACCCUUAACUCAAAACUCUUGUCUGAGUUCCUUUAAUGCUUUCUGAUGUCUGGACAUAUUUCCUCUACCCUAGUCUCCACCAGGAUCCUUAGUCUCACGCAGGCACAUCUGUCUUCUGGUCCUUGAGAUGUGUAAUACAUUUGCCUGCCAACCAGACCCCAGUGCUCUCCCUGCUCCGUACUGCCAUUUACUGAUAGAGACCAGUGGGUGUCCCCCACCUUCACUUACUACAGAUUCCCAAAGUCCUCAUUUUCUGUUGUUACCCUAUGUCAGCUCUCUAGCAGCUGGGCUCAGCCACUUAGAAAACAGAACCCAGGAAGAGAGGGGAAUUAAUGCAGUGAACAGGAUUGGCUCGAACAGGUAGGAGAAAUUGUCUUUCACCUAGGUCAAGGGCCAGCAAACUGUAUUUCCACGAGACAAGUGCAGCCCACUUUCUGUAGUUUUAUUGGGAGCAGCCACAUCCACCAUGUACAUACUGUCUGUGGCUGCUUUUAUGCUUCAGGGGAAGAGUGAUUCAGGAAUCCUGAAAUAUUUACCCUCAGCCAAGGUGAAGGCCACCUAAGGGCACUUAGCUAGAACCCUUGCACAGAUAGACACACACAUAUACAUACACACACACGUCAGUGGUCCAGGAACUUCAUUACUAGUUUUUCCUCAUCUGUAAAAUGGGGACAACAGCACUUUCUACCUCAUAGGGUUGUUGAAAGAAUGCAAAAAAAAAAAAAAAGGUAAUGAAAAAUGCAAAAAAUGGGGAGGAGGGGUUAGAUUUAGGGCAGUACCUGGUAAUGGUAAUGGUAUACACUCAGCUAUGUUUUUAUUCUUGUGUUAAAGCCUAGAGAGAAAGCCAUUGUCCAAGGUCACAUAGCUUGUAAGGGGCAGACACAGAACUAGCCUCUAGGCUCUCUGACCUCCAAGGCCUGUGCUCCAGACACCUCUCAUGUUAACUGCUGUUACCUACACACAACUCCAGGUGACAGCUGUGACAACAAGAUGAGGGCAGUGAGAUACCAGGUGUCGCCAGAACUGAUUAUUGGUUUGGAGAAAGAUCAAAGCAUUGACUCAGUUUCACUUCCCUCAUGGAAUCUUGACCAGUUUCAGCAUGUGAACAGAGCAUUCUGAGAUUUCCCAGAGUGGCACAAAUCUACAAAUACAUAGGGUCCAGUCCCCUGGCUUCUCACAAAGGGCAUGCCUCUUACUAGUUGGGUGACCUUGGACAAGUUAUUAAACCUCUCUGGAUGUCUGUUUUUCCUUAUCUGUAAAAUGGAGCUACCUAUCCAUCUCUCUGGGGAUGAUGGAAGGCUCAAGCAGGCAGAGGACUCUGUGGGAUACCGGGAUCCACGGACUUCUGGGAAGACUGGUGCUACCUUAUGAAGGCCACACAAGGGGACAGCUCACAGCUGCAAGCUUAUUUGGUUUUUCUUUCAAUCAGUGCUUCAGAAUUAAGACCUACAAGAUUUAUUGGAGCCAAAACAUGGUCAUUAGCCAAGAAUCUCCAGUGUCCACUGUAGGCCAUCUCUUUGCGAGUGUUCCAUUCUGCCAGACACUAGGAUGUCUCCAGCAAAUCUCUUCUCUGGAGUUUCACUCAGUGAGGCCAAGUGGAUGCAGCAACCUUAUCUUCAUUUCCAAGUGACAGCAGACCAAACAAGAUUGAACUGGAUCAGAGAUGAUGAGUUAUCCACCAAAGCUGUCUCAUGAGCUGGGAUUUAGAACUAAUUGGACACUACAGAUCAUUUAUUAUACCUCUUUAAUCAUGUUAAUUUGCAAAUGUGUAUUUUGGAUAAACUGGAUAUUUUGACAAUAAUGGCAGGUUAACAAGAACGGAGUGGUUGAACUCAGUGGAGUGGUACCUAACCAUGAUUUUAUGAAAGUGGGACCCUGUGGGAGAUGGCCAAGGUGUUAUUAGUAAGAAGCUGGCCAGUUCUUUCAGUGCUAGCAGCCAGAGGUGAACUUCUUAAGGGAAUUCAAGAGAAAACACAACAGCCACUGUACACUGAGCAUCUGCUAGCCCCAAGUUCUUUACGUAUAUUACCCUCACUUAAUAUUGACUUCUCCCAGCGUGAGACAGGUGUUUUUAUCUUCCCAGUUUUGCAGGUGGGUCAGCAGAGGCCCAGAGGUUAAGUGCCUUAUCCGAGGCCAUGCAGCUGGCAGUAGUGGCACUGGACUGCAAGGCAGAGCCUCGCUCAAUACCUGUUCUUCUCUCUUUCCUCUUGUUGGUUCCUGGCUCUUUUGGCUAAAGUGUGCCGGGAGCAUGGGGUAGAGAAAUCUGAGGGCUUUUCCGAGGCAGCUUGAUUGUAUUGGCAACUCUGUUUAUCAAUUAUCUGUAAUCAACUUUGAUUAAACCAGAGUUACUUCACCUGCAAAGGUGUUCUCCCCUCUACUUUGGGAAUGAAUUCAUUUAUGUGAAAAAUUACAAAUCGCAAAUCCAGUUCAGUUUUCGCCUUCAUAGUUUUAUGUGAAAGAAUAAACCUGUGUGAAUUGAA
Cavia porcellus (domestic guinea pig) is the source of this 12925-nucleotide messenger RNA. It is a transcript of the gene Unc79, whose product is annotated as unc-79 homolog, NALCN channel complex subunit. Bases 603 to 8513 code for a protein of 2636 amino acids. Gene Ontology annotation, molecular function: protein binding. The transcript is spliced from 52 exons. The record is from RefSeq and is a predicted model, not a curated record. NCBI's taxonomy places the organism in Eukaryota, Metazoa, Chordata, Mammalia, Rodentia, Caviidae.